Messenger RNA from Oryctolagus cuniculus (rabbit), 8481 nucleotides. NCBI's taxonomy places the organism in Eukaryota, Metazoa, Chordata, Mammalia, Lagomorpha, Leporidae. The record is from RefSeq and is a predicted model, not a curated record.
UCGCGCCUUGAAGCCAGGGUCGUGAGUGGGCAAGGUUAGGCUGCAGACCCUGCGAGAGGAGCUGGAGCUGCGGGUCCCGGGGUAGAGGUCCCGGAGGGGGAGGGGCAGUCAGGCCCGGCAGCAGGAGGACAAAAUGGCGGCGGCUAAUGGCAGCUUCUCCUCCCCCCCGGCCCGGCCUGGGGGAGCCGCGCUUCAUCUCCGUGGGCUACGUGGACGACACGCAGUUCGUGCGCUUCGACAGCGACGCCGCGAGACCUAGGAUGGAGCCACGGGCGCGGUGGAUACGACAGGUGGACCCGGGGAACUGGGACCGGAACAGGCGGAACGCCGAGGACACCGCGCAGACUCACCGCGUGAACCUGAACACCCUGCGCGACUACUACAACCAGAGCGCGGCCGAGAUCUCACUGACCUGGCAGCGGGAUGGGGAGGACCAGACCCAGGACACGGAGCUCGUGGAGACCAGGCCUGGGGGCGACGGAACCUUCCAGAAGUGAGUGGCUGUGGUGGUGCCUUCUGGGGAGGAGCAGAGAUACACGUGCCGUGUGCAGCACGAGGGGCUGCCUGAGCCCCUCACCCUGAGAUGGGAGCCUCCUGCUCAGCCCACCAUCCCCACAGCGGGAAUUGUUGCUGGAUUGGUGGUGCUUGGAGCUGUGGUCAUAUGAGCUCUGGUCACUUUGUGAUGAGGAGGACGAGGCAGAGCUCAGGUAGGGAAGAGGAGGGUGGAGUCUGAGUCUCCUGUCCCUCUGGGGAAUUGCAAGCCCCAGGAGAAGUGCAACUGCCCCAUUCCUGGGAAGCCCCUUUCGCACACAGGAUCUCCCCAGUCUGUGCCUGCGUGCUAACGCUUGCUCUGUUGUAAAGCACAUGGAAGAUAAAGGGCAGAUCCAGUACCUGGAUGGGGACUUGAAUCCCACAGUCAGGGUACUGUGGCAGGGAGCAGGGAUCCCGGAUCCCUCCGAGAAAGGCCUGGGAAAGCAGUGGAAGAUGGCUCAAGUGCUUGGGUCCCUGCACCCACGUGGGAGACCCAGAAGAAGCUCCUGGCUCCUGGCUUCAGAUCAGCUCAGCUCUGGCUGUUGUGCCAUUUGGAGAGUGAACGAGCGAUGGAAGACCUCUCUCCCUCUGGCUCUAUCUCUACCUGUAACUGUCUUUCAAAUAAAUAAAAUACAUUAAAAAAAAAAAGAAAAAGGAAUUGUGUCAACAGACACCAUGGAAAUAAAAAUAAUCAUCAGAAAUUACUACAAAGAGCUGAAUGCCAACAAACUGAGAAACCUAGAAGAAAUGGAUAGAUUCCUGGACAUGUACAACCUACCUAAAUUGAGCCAUGAAGACAUAGAAAACCUAAACAGACCUAUAACCGAUUUGGAAAUGGAAUCAGUAAUGAAGACUCUCCCAGUAAAGAAAGGCCCAGGACCAGAUGUCUUCACUGCUGAAUUCUACCAGACAUUCAAAGAAGAACUACCUGCAGCUCUUCUCAAGCUAUUCAAAAAAAAACUAAAAAGGAGGGGAUCCCCUUCAACUCCUUCUGUGAAGCCAGCAUCACCUUAACUCCUAAAUUAAGAUAACAACAGAGAAAGAUAAAACAGAGAAAGAGUACUACAAACCAAUUUCACUGAUGAACAUAGAUGUAAAAAUCAUCAACAAAAUACUUGCCAAUCAAAUUCAAUAACACAUCAGAAAGAUCACUCACCAGGACCAAUUGGGAUUUAUCCCAGCUAUGCAGGGAUGGUUCAACAUUCACAAAUCAAUCAAUGUGAUACACCACAUUAACAAAUUAAGAACAAAAACCAUAUGAUUUUCUUAAUAUAUGAAGAGAAAGUAUUUUAUAAAAUACAAUACUCUGGGCCCAGCGCCAUGGCUCACUUGGCUAAUCCUCCACCUGCGGUGCUGGCAUCCCAUACGGGCACCGGGUUCUAGUCCCGUUUCUCCUCUUCCAGUCCAGCUCUCUGCUGUGACCCGCGAGGGCAGUGGAUGAUGGCCCAAGUGCUUGGGCCCCUGCACCCACGUGAGAGACCAGGAAGAAGCGCCUGGCUCCUGGCCUCGGAUCGGCGCAGUGCCGGCCGUAGUGGCCAUUUUGGGGGUGAACCAACAGAAGGAAGACCUUUCUCUCUCUCUCACUGUCUGUAACUCUACCUGUCAAAUAAAUAAAUAAAAUAAAUAAAAUCUUUAAAAAAAAUACAACACUCUUUCAUGAUGAAAACUUUAAGCAAAUUGGGUAUAGAAGGAACAUUCUUCAACACAAUCAAGGCAAUUUAUGACAAAACCAUAGCUAGUGUCCUACUGAAUGGGGGAAAAGUUGGAAGCAUUCCCACUGAGAUCUGGAACCAGAGAAGGAUGCCCACUCUCACCAUUGUUAUUCAAUACAGUCCUGGAAGUUUUAUCCAGAGUCAUUAGACAAGAAAAGGAAAUCAAAGGGAUACAAAUUGGGAAGGAGGAAGUCAAACUAUCCCUAUUUGUAGGUGAUAUGAUCCUGUGCAUUGGGGAUCCAAAUGACUCCACUAAGAGACUAUUGGAACUCACAGAAAAGUUUGGUAAAGUGGCAGGAUAUAAAAUCAACACACAGAAAUCAAUAUCUUUUAUAUACACAGACAAUGCCAUGGUUGUGAAAGAACUUCUGAGAUCAAUCUUAUUCAUAAUAGUUGCAAAACAUCAAAUACCUUGGAAUAAAUUUAACCAAGGGUGUCAAAGAUCUUUUUGAUGAUAAUUACAAAACAUUAAAGAAAGAAAUAGAAGAAGACACACAAAAAAAUGGAAAAAUCUUCCAUGUUUGUGGAUUGGAAGAAUCAAUACCACCAAAAUGUCCACAUUACUUAGAGCAAUUUACAGAUUCAAUGCAAUACCAAUCAAAAUACUAAGGACAUUCUUCUCAGAUCUAGAAAAAAUGAUUCUGAAAUUCAUAUGGAAAUACAGGAGAUCCUGAAUAGCUAAAGCAAUUUUGUACAACAAAAACAAAGCUGGAGGUAUUACAAUACCAGAUUUCAAGACAUACUACAGGGCAAUUUAAUCAAAACAACCUGAUACUGGUACAAAAAUAGAUGGGUAGGCCAGUGGAACAGAAUAGAAACCCCAGAAAUCAACCCAUGGAUCUACAACCAACUUAUCUUUGACAAAGGAGCUAAAAUCAAUCCCUGGAGCAGAGAAAGGACAGUCUCUUCAACAAAUGGUGCUGGGAAAACUGGAUCUCCACAUGCAAAAGUAUGAAGCAAGACCCCCUACUUUACACUUUAUACAAAAAUCCUCUCAAAAUGGAUUAAAGACCUAAAUCUAUGACCCAAUACCAUUAAAUUAUUAGAGAACAUUGGAGAAAUCAUGCAAAACAUUGGCAUAGGCAAAAAGUUCUUGGAAAAUAUCCCAGAGGCACAGGCAAUCAAAGUCAAUAUUGACAAAUGGGAUUACAUCAAAUGAGAAGCUUCUGCACUGCAAAAGAAACACUCAGCAAAGAGGCAACUGACAGAAUAGGAGAAAUUAUUUGCAAACUAUGCAACUGAUAAAGGAUUAAUAGCAAGAGUAUAUGAAGAGAUCAAGAAACUCAACAACAGGGACUGGUGGAGUGGCGCAGUGGGUUAAGGCCCUGGCCUGAGGUGCCGGCAUCCCAUAUGGGUGCUGGUUCAAGACCUGGUUGCUCCACUUCCAAUCCAGCUCUCUGCUAUGGCCUGGGAAAGCAGUAGAAGAAGGCCCAAGUCUUUGGGACCCUGCACCCAUGUGGGAGACCUGGAAAAAGAUCCUGGCUCCUGGCUUCAGAUUGGCGCAGCUUCAGCCAUUGCCGCCAACUGGGGAGUGAACCAUUGGAUGGAAGACUUCUCUCUCUCUCUCUCUCUCUCUCUCUCUGUAACUUUGACUUUCAAAUAAAUCUUUAAAAAAAAAAAACUCAACAACGAAACAAAGAACUCAGUUAAGAAAUGGGCAAAGGACUUAAACGGGCAUUUUUCAAAAGAGGAAAUCCAGAUGGCCAACAGACACAUGAAAAAGUGCUGAGAACCGCUAGCCAUCAGGGAAAUGUAAAUCGAAACCCCAGUGAGGUGUCGCUCCCCGUCUUCGUGGGGGAGCAACACUGAACCCUGCGCUGUUCUUUUGUCUGCUCGGCCCUCCCCGGGUUUGCUGCUGGUUCUUCCCGGGUUGGCUACCGACCCUUCCACCUCCGUGGAAGGGUGGUUCCCCCUGCCACAUUCCCCACUUCCGCGGGGGAGCGGCACACCGCCGGCCGGCUCUCUCGGGGGCUGCACAGGUGUUCCCUCAGAUGUUCCCCAUAGAUGUUCCCUGGUACAUGUUGUCUCUCUCCUCCUUUAUAGUCCUCCUCCGCCAAUCCCAACUCUGCUACCCACACGCCGAGUACGCUGCUCUCCUCCAAUCAGGAGCAGGUCCUACAGUUUAUUGGUUGAACUGGAGGCAGCUGUGUAGAAGCUGUUUCCCUUCUCAGCGCCAUAUUGUGGGAGAGCAGAUGCAUAGAAUAAGUCUUAAUUCCAGUAACUUAGUCUAGUCCGAGUUGCUCCCAGUUGCUCCCCACAGUGAGGUUUCACUUCAUCCCCAUUAGAAUGAUUUUCGUACAGAAGUCAACAAACAACAAAUGCUGGCGAGGAUGUUGGGAUAAAGGUACCCUAAUCCUCUGAUGUUUGGAAUGCAAACUGGUAAAGCCUCUGUGGAAGACAGUAUGGAGAUACCUCAGAAAUUUGAAUCUGGUCCUACCAUCUGAUCUAGCCAUCCCACUCCUGGGAAUUUACUCAAGGGAAAUGAAAUCAGCGAAUGAAAGAGUUAUCUGUACCCCCAUGUUUAUUGCAGCUCAAUUCACAAUAGCUAAGGUAUGAAAUCAACCCAAAUGCCCUUCAACUGAAAACUGGAUAAAGAAAUUAUGGGAUAUGUACACCAUGGAAUUCUGCAUGGUGGUAAAAAAAAUGAAAUCCUGUUGUUUAAAAAAAAUGGCUAAAACUAGAAAACAUUAUAGUUAGUGAAAUAAGCAAGUCCCAAAGGGGCAAAUAUCAUAUGUUCUCCCUGACCUUUGAUAACUAAUAGAGCACCUAAAUGAUAAAAUAUAGAAAUGAAAAUGACACUUUGAAAUGCAAUGUCUUUAAAUAACCCUUGUCUCAACUGUUGAGGAACAGUUCUUUUUCAUAAUAUUUGUGAACUCCUUACUUAAUAUAGAGUUAAUUGUAUGUGUUAUAAAGUUAAUUGAAAGUAGAUCUUAGUAAAAAAAUAAUAAGGGGAUUAGGAGUGGGAGGAGGAAGAGGGGUGAGAGUGUGGGUGGGAGGGUGGUAUGUGGGAAGAAUUACUAUGUUCCUAAAGUUGCAUUUAUGAAAUGCAUGAAGUUCGUAUCCUUAAAUAAGAGCUUUCCUGGGGAAAAAGAUAACAUUAAUAUCAAUUGGUCUAAACCAUUCAAAAAAACUUAUUCUAUAAGACAAGCACAACCUUGAUUCCAAAACCAAACAAGGACAAGACCAAAAAAGAAAACUGUAGAUCAAUAUCCCUGAUGAAUAAUUCCUUAUUAGAAUUACAAAUAAAAUAUUCAGUAAUCAAAUCCACUAGCACAUCAAAAUGAUCAUUCAAACGAUCAGGAAACAUUUAUCCUAGGGAUGCAGGGAUUGUUCAACACAUGCAAACAGAUAAGUGUAAACAUCACAUCAAUGGCACGAAGGAUGAGGAUCAUCUGAUCAUCUCAAUAGGUGCAGAAAAUGAACUCAAUAAAAAAUUCAACUUCUCUUCAUGACAAAAAUCCCUGAAGAGAUUAGGUGUAUAAAGAGCAAACCUCAAUACAGUCAAGGCUCCUAGACAGGCAAAUAGCUAACAUCAUGUUGAAAGUGGAAAAACUGAAGACGUUUCCUCUCAGAUUUGGAACCAGACAAGGAUAUUUACUCUCAUUUUUAUUCAAUAUAAUCCUGAAGUUUUUAGGCAGAGCAGUUGGGCAAGAGAAAGAAAUAAAAUUACGAAUAGGAAAAAAGGAAGUAAAAUUAUUGCUGUUUACAGAUGACAUGAGUGUACAUAUAACAAUCCUAAAUACUUUACCAGAAAAUGAAUAGAAAUGAAAACGAAGUUUAGCAGUUCAGCAAAAUUGCAGGAUACAAACUAACAUGCAAUAGCAUAGCAUUUUUAUACACCAAUAGUGAACUCAUUACUGAAAUAAGAGCAAACUCAUUCACAAUAGCUACCAAAAGCAAACUUAAAACAAAUUUAUCCAAUGAUAUGAAAGACCACUACAAUGAAAAUUACAAAAACAUCAAUAAACAAAAUCGUAGAAAAUACAGAAACUAGAAAGACAUGUAGUGUUUAUAGAUAGGAAGAAUGGAAAUUUAUAAAACAUGAUUUAUAGAUUCAUUGCAACCCUCACCAAAAUAUCAAUGUCAUUCUUCACAAAACUAGGAAAAAAUCCUAAAAUUCAUAUGGAAGCAUAAAACUUGCAGAAAAUUAAAAAAAGGCUGGAAAUAUUCCAAUUCCUGAUUGCAAUACAUACUGUAGAGCUCGGUAAGCAAAACAGCGUGGUACUAGUGCCUAGACAGACAUAAAGACCAGAUAUCAAAGAGCAGAGAUCUCAGAGAUGAAUCCACAUGCCUACGGCCAACUGAUUCUUGACAAAGAUGCCAACAGCAUACACUGGGGAAGGGAUAACUCCGAUAAAUUCUUCCAUAUGCAAAAGAUCAAACAAGAUCGUUACCUCUCAUGCUAUAGCCAAAUCAACUCAAAUGGAUAAAAGACUUAAAGAUAAGAACUGAAAUAAUAGAACUACUCUAAUCAACAUAGAGAAAACAUUUGAAGACAUCAGUGUAGGCAAAAUUUUUUUAGAGAAAUGGGAUUAUAUCAAACUAAGAAGUGGCUGCUGCAGGCUUGACCUGCGAGGCCCGCGCACUGUAGGAUGGUGGGGCGACAGUGUUCCUCGACAAGAAGCACCGGAGACAAGUUUCAGUGAACAUGUCCUUUUAUUAACAAUCAAGCACACCUUUUAAAGGGCAGGCAGUGGGGGGUGUAGCUGAUUCAGGGCAACACUAAUUCUGUAGGAGAGAGCAGAUAUUGGCACCGCUAUGCUCCAAUCAGCUUGAAGCUCAUUUAGCUAGGUAGCCUUCCUGGUGGGUCUGGGCUACACCCAGGAGCAGUUUACCUGAUUGGCGGGGGUGGGGGAAGUGUGCCUGGGGCUCCUGCUGUCUGCCAGCAGUCAGGUUAACCCCCUGCAUGGACAGUCUCCUAGCCAGGUACAGGAUCACCCACAGUCUGCACAGCAGAGGAAACAACAGAGUGGAGACAACUGACAGAUGGGAGAAAAGAUUUGCAAACUAUUUGACAAAGGAUUAAUAUCCAGAAUACAUAAGGAACUCAAAAAACCCAACAAAGAACAAGCAAUCAGUUCCAAGAUGGUCAGUACAUUUGAGUAGACAUUUCCCAGGAAACACAAAUAAAUAGCCAACAAACAUGAAAACAUGCUCAAUAACACUAACUGUCCUAAAAAUUCAAAUCAAAACCACUAUGAGACAGUAAUCCACUCCAGUUAGAAUGGCUAUUAUCGAAAAGACAAAAAAUAAUAAACGCUGGUGUGGAUGUGGAGAGAAUACCUGUCGGCCAGAGUGUACUUAGUGCAGCACCUGGGGAGCAGCAUCGAAGCUCAUCAAAAAACUAGAGAGAUCGACCAAGAAAGUGCCCCACUUCUGGGUAUAUAUUCGUGAGAAAUGAAAUCAGCACACACAUUCUUAUGUUCAUUGCUGUACUGGUCACAGUAGCCAAGAUAUGGAAUUAACCUGCAUGUCUACUGCUGGACGACUGGACAGAGAAAACAUUUCAGCCAUGAAGAAGAAGGCAGUAGCAAACUGAUGGAACUGGAGAUCAUUAUAUUAAGUGCAGUAAGCAAGUACCACAUGACCCCUCUCGUAGGUGGAAGUUCACUGUAAGUCAAUGUGAAUUUAGGAUAGUGGUUACCUGAGACUGGGGAGGGGAGGAAGAAGGAUAGGGAGGGAGGUUGGGUAACAGUACCAAAAUUCAGAUAGAAGUACUAAAUUCUAGUGUUCCUCAGCAGAGUGGGGCCCCAGUGGUCAAAAUGGUUGCAUUUAAGCCACAUAAUGAACAGGAAAGAAGAAGCCGAUGGGCCCCAAACAUAAAGAAAAGAUAGGGAAAUGGAACUGCUAGUCAUCUCACUUCAUGAUUUUACACUGUAUGUGUUUGCAAAUACUGUACUCUAUGCCGUUCAGCAUACAACUACUACGUGUUAAUAAACUUAAAAACUAGUAAAAGCAGUAAGUGUUGCUGAUUAAUUUUCCAGAAACAUAUCCAUGUGAAAUACAACUGUAUAUAACUGUAUAUAACUAGCAUGGAAAAAAGCUAGACCUAGUCAUGUACUCUCAAGAUGUGAUCUUCAGUCACCUGUUCACUCAGCCAAACCCGAGUGCCUUCCAAGUCCCAGAUAAAGUUCUUGGCUCUGAUCAUUGCUCCGUAAUUCAAAUUCAUUAGCUUUCUUUACCUCUUACUGCCCAAUACCUGAAAACUCUUUCAACCUUUGGAGAAUUUCACAUUUAA